Molecule: messenger RNA, 1228 nt
Organism: Benincasa hispida (wax gourd)
Lineage: Eukaryota; Viridiplantae; Streptophyta; Magnoliopsida; Cucurbitales; Cucurbitaceae
Product: myb-like HTH transcriptional regulator family protein
Molecular function (GO): DNA binding; DNA-binding transcription factor activity
Source: RefSeq, a predicted model, not a curated record
CAUGAGAUGUAAAAGGGAAGAAGGUUCAUUUGAAGUUUCCCAACAUAUCUAGAGACAGACACGAGUCUUGUGUCUUCUCCAUGAAGAUCUGUCUUUCCCUUUGUCUGGGUAGCUAGGGUUUCUCUCCCCUUGCAAGUGGGGUAAUAGAUCCAUAUCUCUCUCUCUCUUCUAAUCAUUCCAAACUUUAAAUCUCUCUCUGGUUUUGUGCAUACAAAGGAAGAAAGUUAUUCAUUUCAGAUCUCUGUGGAAAGUAAAAUAAUCAUGGAAGCAGCAGAAUGUUCAAACACAAGAAGUAGUGAUGAUGAUAAAAACAAGUCAGAAGAAAGCAGUGAAUUGGGAAACAAUGAAGGGAGCUCAAGCAACAGCACAAUUGAAGAGAAUAAUAAUAGUAAUAAUAAUGAUGAACAACACAAGACGAAGCCGCCCACUGUCAGACCUUAUGUUAGAUCCAAACUCCCAAGACUCCGUUGGACUCCCGAUCUUCACCUCCGUUUUGUUCAUGCUGUUGAAAGACUUGGUGGUCAAGAAAAUGCUACUCCAAAGUUGGUUCUUCAGUUGAUGAACAUCAAAGGACUAAGCAUAGCCCAUGUCAAGAGCCAUCUUCAGAUGUAUAGAAGCAAGAAGACUAAUGAACCAGGCCAAGCAAUGGGGGAUCAAAGGCUUCUUAUGGCUGAAAGUAGUGGAGAUCGCAACAUAUUUAAUGUCAGCCAAAUCCCAAUGUUCCAACGCCAUAAUCAAAGCUACACCUCCAAUAUUUUUGGAUUUGGAGGGUCAUCAUGGAAUGCUAUCGAAAACAAAACAAUACAAUCACCAUAUAUGGAGAAGGCAGCCUCAACGACGACAUUGACUCAAGCAAGAUCGAGCAUAUUCGGGAGUAGUAAAAGCACUGCCUACAACUUUCGCAGCUCGAUCAGUGAACCGAAUAUGACGACGACGAGCAAAAGGCAAGAAGAGAGGGAAAAAGAAGAUCCAUGCAGUGGUAUUAUUCCACAAAAAAGGAAAAAGGCCACAGAUGGAGAAAUUGAUUUGAGUUUAUCCCUAAAGAUUGCACCAAGGGAAGAAGAGAUCAAGAUUGAUAAGAGAAGGAGGAUAGGAGGAGAUCAAGAUGAAGAAGAUGAAGAAGUUUUAGAAAGUACAACUGAUUUAUCUCUAUCUUUGUGCUCAUAUUAUUAAUUCAAUGUCUCCUUUAUUAGCAAUGGAAGAGGAAAAAGAGAAAGAGUAAGCAAUA